UGGAAUUUUUAAAACUUUUUUUCGAUUUCUUGGCAAUGUAUCAGAGGAAUAAACUCCGUUAAACUCCAGUUUUUCCGAAAAGUUUGUACAGAUGAGCACAAUGCUGCUGAUGGUUAUAGCGUUGUGUCUGCCUUAUGCAGAAGGAAUGAAGGUUGUGGAGUUGUCAGAAGACCCGAGGGCUCCUCUCUCUGUUCAUCCAACUGUGAACUAUCAGAUCAUCAAUGCAGGCCACCUCCUCCUCAGAGACAUCAGUCAGGACACGAUCGACAACUCCAGCCUGACGGUCCAAAGACAACCUUUCAUCCUCACCGGACUGAGUGGCCAGCCAGCCAUAAAUGUCAGCUAUGGUCCCAUGUCUUUGGAACAGUCUAUACUACCGCAUAUGAUCUACACCGGCCCCAGGAUCCGACCGUUUAUACUAGCCCGUCAGAUUCGAUCAUCUACACCCGUGAUAUACCUGCUCUUUUAUGCAACCGGCAACAGGGGCGAUGUGAGUGAAUUCGGGCCUAUGCAGAACAUGCCGGGUGAAGGAGGACAUAUUUGCGUUACGGCAUAUGCCUUCUGGGAAACCAGGGAGGUCACGGGCAGCUGCUCGAUUCCUGCUGAUGGCGGUUUCUGCUUGGUGCACCUAAAACCUGAGCCAGCGUGGUUCAGCCCUGGAGGGGGUCGAUCUAACUGGGAGCACAGAAGCGAUCAGAGAGGCAAUGUUGCUGAGAUUUAUUACCUGUCCAGACUCAGUCCUAAUGGUCAGUGUGUCCCUCAAGAGAGUAAGCCACAGCAGGGCGAACCGGGACGCCAGGUCUCGGGAUCCACCAUGAAGAGAAUUGGAACUGCGAACCUCCUGCGUUCCCCUCCAGGAAACCCCACAUUUAUACGUUUGCGCCUCGGGGGUGCCGUCAUUAUCCAGACCUCCUCGAAGCCAUUGAAGACCACAGACACCGCCACCUUCUACGUGUUCCUGUCAGGUACAUCACCGGUUGAACAUUUCAUACUCAGAGCCACGGCAAGAAAAGGUAUAUCAUUCAGCCGAGCUAGACCCAGUGACGCCAACCUAUGGGACAUCACUCUGGAACCCGGGAGAGGAAGUGAUGCCCAAACCAUUUCUGUGACCUGCCAGAAGAAAAGCACAUUAACUAGCAAAAGAGGUCUUCUAGAGGUCCUGCAGCUGGACUUUGAGACGGAGGAGCAGAGUGACCAGUUAGAGAGCCAGAUGGUCACGUGGCGACUGGAGUUGCCUGGAAACAUGAUCCGGGAUGAAGGGACCAUGAGGAUCUACACUAUCCAGACAGACUAUGUGGGCAUAGCGCCUUUGAUCACGGAUAGCUAUCUCCUUAAUACGGCCGUGCUGACUGGAAAGAGGGUCUCUGUGCCUGUGAAGGUUUUGGGAGUGGAGGUUGAUGGCUCAAUCACAGACAUCACCAACUCUUCUCGCUGCAGGUCUUCAGACCAGGAUGUGCUGAAGGUGUCUGAGAGAUGUGAUUCUGUGUACGUCAACGGUAAGGAGACGCAUGGGAAGGUGAAGAUCAUGGUGAACUUUACGUACAGUUACCUGAGUGCUCAGCUGGAGAUGAGUGUGUGGAUGCCUCGACUCCCACUGCUGAUUGAGAUGUCUGAUCCAGAGCUCAGUCAGAUCAAAGGCUGGAGGGUUCCUGUCAACGGAAACAAAAGAGUGAGCUGGGACACGGAGGAGGAUGAUGAGAGGAAAGGCAGAGGCUGCAUGCUGCAAUAUCAGCACAGUUUGAUUCGAGUGCUUACGGUUUUCACUGCGGAUUCGCCAGAUCCGAGCGGCCCAUCUCCGGCGUACUUUCUUGGCCCUGAUUGGCAGGUGGAUGUGACGGGGUUGGUGCGAUAUUUUUUGAAAAUGGGGGAUAUGAGCGUGGCACGCUUGCAGGCAGGAAACGUGCUGGCGGGGAGGGCUGCAGGCGUCACUACUGUGCAGGUGAUGUCCCCGCUGUCAGACUCUGUUCUGGGUGAAAGGAUGAUCCGGGUUGUGGAUGAUAAAGUCAGUAUUACAGAGUUGGGGGUGCAGCUGGUCUCUGGUCUUUCGCUGAACCUCCAGAUCAGCCCGGGAAGCAACAGAGCCAUCGUUGCCAAGACGACCACACAGGAGACCAUGCACAACCUUAAACAGGAGGCCGUAGUUGGCUGCUGGCUACAGUUCAGCGAUGGCUCCCGGACUCCUCUCGAUCUGUACGAUCCCAGUGGAUAUUUCCUCAGCAUCAUUUCGCUGGACCCAAGGGUAGUGUCCGUACGGAAUAUGCCGGGUUCGGUCUUUGUUGUUGUAGCAGAGGCUGAGGGACAGGGCCUACUGCUCAGAGCUGAGCUCGCCAUCUGCGAGGCCUGUCAGAAAUCUAAAUGCAAGAGCAAGUUAGCUGUGGGUGGAGGCACAGUAAGUGUCAAAUUCCCACUGGACGAGCAGCUUGCAGGAACUGGCAAGAAAGAGACCCGUGCUGGAAUGGAGAAUGACCGUGCCAGUGAUGGUGAGGAAAAAGACAGUGAAUCUAAACUGAUCCUUACCUCUCCUUCAAACACAUUUCAGCCUGCUGGUAUCCAUGAGAGCACCCCGAGUGGGAUCAAACUGGUAACCACGUUCAACCUGCAAGAGGCCAUUAAAGGUGGUGUAUCCACAAUUAAGUCAAUGAACAGCAUGGAGACGACUCCUAUCACCAAGCCCGUCGCAGACAAAGCUCUCAUAACCGUAGGCCCGAGAAGUCCAAAUGAUUAUAGAAACCAAAUGGAGAACUCUGACUUCCCCUUUCAAGUUGAGAAACCCAAGCAGGAAACUCCACUCGUAGAGAGUGAUCUGAUACAGAUGUUCAACGUGUUCGCAGACAUAGAAGUCUGCAUCUAUGCACUGGUAGGAGUCUCGUGCUUGGCCAUCAUAGCCGUUCUGCUAAACUGUGCCACCCACAAUGUGAAAUCACGCAAGAAAUCGCCCGUUCAGUGCCAGACCCCUUCCGAGCACAAGCAUCAUGUGCGAGUGGGCACAGCUACAGAGCAAAGGAAAGUGGUGCCAAUCGCAACCACCUGUAAGCAGGAGAUGCAGACGGCUGUGGAGAUGCCAAGAACCAUUCAGAUGCAGAAGAGCACAGAGCGGUCCAGAGGCACAGAAAUGAUUCAAUCACGGGACAUACCAGCAGCUGUAGCUGAGGAGAGGACCGCCACUCUGGGAAGAAGAACCAACACUCUUCCUCUACGGCGUGAUCCUAUGGUUUUCAGAUCGGCUACUCUUCUUCCGAAACCUGUUCGCAGUGAACCUCUGCAUUCUCCCACAAGCAAGAGGAAUCAGGUCCAGUUUACAACAUUCACCACUUUGGACAUCAAACAUCUGGCUGCUCUCAAGAAGAGUGCUCAGAGUUUCAGCUGGGCCAAACAGCCGGUUGGAGUAAGCCAGGGUAAUGGUAUUGGAUUGAGUGGACAGGUUGAAGCAACCAAUCAUGUAAAUGUAUGUAGUCAAGUGGAAGGGUCUGUUCCGAUGGUGGACUCCGGUGAGUGCAGAGGGUUUCUUCCGGAAGGUCCGUGGCCUGUGGCUAAACCAGUGUCAAAAGUGUGACACGCUGUUUGUGUUGCGAAUGUGUGUGUGUUUGUGUGAAACAGGAUGUGCAUGUGUGUCUGAAUGGUUUGUAUAAAAUUAACAUGUACAUAUUUCGGUAACCCUUUUUACUUUUCCUGCUUUUGUAUAUUUGUAUGAUUAUUCGAGUUAUUAGAGAUUACAACAAAUAUAAAAAACACACAUGUAAACAUAUUUAUAUAAUGCUACUAUACUGUAUAUACUUAUAUGCAAAAUAUAUUAUAUAUGCAAUGUUUUUUUAUAAUAUUGGUAACAUUUUACAAUAAGGUUCUAUUUGUUAACAUGAGUUAAGGCACUCAGAAAAAUA
Molecule: messenger RNA, 3878 nt
Organism: Triplophysa rosa
Lineage: Eukaryota; Metazoa; Chordata; Actinopteri; Cypriniformes; Nemacheilidae
Product: transmembrane protein 132D
Source: RefSeq, a predicted model, not a curated record